AUGUAUGCAUACGCAAUGUUCAUCAAUCCAACGGCAAAGCUCAAGUGGAUAGAAAAGCAUUGGGGUUUGAGUGAGAUUGUGCAAGCCAAGGCGGCUAUCCAUAAUGUGAUGUUACAACACCAACAGGAACUUUGCAAACAGCAGAACGAUCUUGUGACUCCAACCCGAGCAUCUUUAGAUAUUGGAGGUUCGGAUGCUGCAUAUUCACAGUGCUCAGGUCUAGAUGCACUCGAUGAAUACUCAGCCUCAAUUUCCAUCCUGUCCCGCUCCUCUUCGCUCUCUUCUCUGCCAUUGACUUCAAAUGAAGAAUCGGAUACCACGUCUGAUGGCCCGCAAGCACUCACCGAAGAUGAGAUUGAUGGUGCCAAUGAAGAAGCGGUCGAACGAGAAUUCACCCGCUGGUUAUCCGAAGGUAUUAUUACUGAUUGCGAGAAACUUAAAUCAUUUGACUUGAUACGGUUUUGGGACAAUGAAUCUAUCCAGAAAGCUUAUCCCAUCCUAUUCCGGCUCGCACUUGAUGUUCUUCCAGUUUGUUAA
This is a messenger RNA of Lentinula edodes (shiitake mushroom), 537 nucleotides long. RefSeq lists its product as uncharacterized. Bases 1 to 537 code for a protein of 178 amino acids. Lineage: Eukaryota; Fungi; Basidiomycota; Agaricomycetes; Agaricales; Omphalotaceae. The transcript has 4 exons. The record is from RefSeq and is a predicted model, not a curated record.